Messenger RNA from Lagopus muta (rock ptarmigan), 1062 nucleotides. Its product is annotated as acrosin. Bases 1 to 1062 code for a protein of 353 amino acids. The transcript has 5 exons. Gene Ontology annotation, molecular function: serine-type endopeptidase activity. Lineage: Eukaryota; Metazoa; Chordata; Aves; Galliformes; Phasianidae. Gene Ontology annotation, biological process: proteolysis; acrosome reaction. The record is from RefSeq and is a predicted model, not a curated record.
AUGGGCUGCCGUGAGACGUCGGGAGCGAUGCUGCUGCUCCUGCUGCUCCUCGUGGCCGCCUGCCGGCCGGCGCACAGCUUCUCCGGCAGUUGCGACACCUGCGGGCUCCGGCCCGUGGCUUAUCAUUAUAACAAUAUGCGGGUUGUGGGAGGCACGGAAGCCCUGCAUGGAUCGUGGCCGUGGAUCGUCAGCAUCCAGAACCCCCGGUUUGCAGGCACUGGUCACAUGUGUGGUGGAUCCCUCAUCACCCCACAGUGGGUGCUCUCAGCAGCGCACUGCUUCGGCCGCCCCAACUACAUCCUGGAGUCGCGCGUGGUGAUCGGCGCCAACGAUUUGACUCACCUGGGCCAGGAGGUGGAGGUGCACACCAUCAGGAGGGCGAUACUUCACGAAUACUUCAACAACAAGACAAUGAUCAACGACAUUGCGCUGCUCGAGUUGGAUCGACCCGUGCACUGCAGCUACUACAUCCAGCUGGCCUGCGUGCCCGACCCCUCGCUGCGAGUGUCAGAGCUCACAGACUGCUAUGUCAGUGGCUGGGGACACACGGGGAUGAGAUCUGCAGCACCCACCCAAACCGCCGAGGUCCUGCAGGAGGCCAAGGUCCAACUCCUCGACCUCAACCUCUGCAACAGCAGCCACUGGUACGCCGGGGUGCUCCAUACCCACAAUCUGUGUGCUGGUUACCCGCAGGGCGGCAUCGACACCUGCCAGGGCGACAGCGGCGGCCCUCUGAUGUGCAGAGACAGCCAUGCUGACUAUUUCUGGCUGGUUGGUGUGACCAGCUGGGGGAAAGGCUGCGGCAGAGCAUUUCGCCCUGGAGUCUACACCUCCACUCAGCACUUUUACAACUGGAUCCUGCUACAGAUGAGAGCAGCAGCCCACCCGACGUCGCGGACAUGGAGUCAUUUCAUGACCACCUCAGCCUAUUAUCACGGGACAAAUGCAGUGCCAACACAACCGAGCGUGUCGGACACCUGUCCAUAUCCAGUCCAAAAGCUUAGGGAAUUCUUUACUGGAGUGCAGAACCUCCUGCAGACCCUUUGGGGAAACAAGGCUUAA